UAACUUUAUGUGUCACUUUUAUUGUUAUCAAGUAAAAUAUAGCCGAGCCCCGGCAAGCUAUGAUUUUAAACUAUAAUUGUUAUCAAGCACAACACGGGGACCUGGCUCCCUCCCUGGGCUUUCCCCUCGGCUGCCCCCCACCAACUCUGAGUUAUAGAAGAUCAGUUAAUUGGAGUCCGAUGACUAGGCCACCCCUAGCUGAGGAACCAGGAGCUGGAAAAUAGCCCUUCCUGGACCUCUCUCUCUUCUCUGGCUCUGCCACCUCCCCUGGGGGUAUUUUGUGGGUGGGUGACAGAGGAAGGGAACAGGGUGAGAACAAGCUGGAGCCCCCGGCCCUGCCUCCAAAGCUCAGGGACUUCACGUCUUCUUGGAAGGCAGCCUGGAGCAGACCCUGGGGAAUAUGUGUUUACAUGUAAACACACGUGUUACACUGAUACAAUCCCUGACUGGAAGCAAGCAGGCUCUACCCACACAGGCCUCCAUCCAGGAGCUGUUCAGAGCCAGUCUGGGAGGUGCUGUGAGAAGUCAGCAGGCCAGGGAGCAAGAGUCACACAUGGGCCCGGGGGGCUCAAGCCCUAGACCUCCAGAAAUGACGUCAGGAUCAUUUGCAUCCCGCUGCCUCAACCUGCCUAGUACUGCUGGGACCCUGUCUCGACGGUCCCUUGGCCAAGAGGGUUGGAGGGGCGCUGCCCUGUGACCUACACAGACUGCAACACGAUUGCCAUAAUGAAGACCACUGGAAAGGCACUGGAGCCGAGGCCCACAGGGCGCACUGGAGGCCGGAAAGGAGACCCUAGGCCGGGGUUGAAUCACAGCCUCCCGACAGCCCUCAAUGCCCAGGCAUUGGAGCCGAGCUGGGAGCCUCCCAUCUCCUUUUGCAGGGGAGGAUUGUCAGUCUGGCGGGGUGUGCAAUGAAAUUAAUGAUCAUGAGCUCGUAUUUGAUGGACUCUAACUACAUCGAUCCGAAAUUUCCUCCAUGCGAAGAAUAUUCGCAAAAUAGCUACAUCCCUGAACACAGUCCGGAAUAUUACGGUGAACCCCAAUUAUAACGGAGGGGAGCCCAAGCGCUCGAGGACAGCCUACACUCGGCAGCAGGUCCUGGAAUUAGAGAAAGAGUUUCAUUACAACCGCUACCUGACCCGAAGGAGAAGGAUCGAGAUCGCCCACUCGCUGUGCCUCUCUGAGAGGCAGAUCAAAAUCUGGUUCCAAAACCGUCGCAUGAAAUGGAAGAAGGACCACCGACUCCCCAACACCAAAGUGAGGUCAGCGCCCCCGGCCGGUGCUGCGCCCAGCACCCUCUCGGCAGCCACCCCUGGUACUUCUGAAGACCACUCCCAGAGCGCCACGCCGCCGGAGCAGCAACGGGCAGAGGACAUUACCAGGUUAUAAAACAUAACUUACACCCCUGCCCCCCACCCUGUGCUCCGUGACCCCCUCACACACAAAUUGACACUUAUUUAUAGAAUUUAAUAUAUAUAUAUAUUUUGUUUUUUUCCCUCUUCCUCCUGCCUCCUCCCUUGUCAAUUCCAAACAGACAAAACAGAUAAACAAGCCCCUUGCCCUUCUUCCUUCACUGUUAAGAAGCCCUUUAAGCAUGUGGUGUUAUCUUAGCAUGGUACCUGCUGGGUUUUGUUUUUGGUUUUUGUUUUUUAAGGCCAUUGGGGGGGUAUUUAUUUUUUAAGAAAAAAGCUGCAAAAAUUAUAUAUUGCAAGGUGCGAUGGUCUAGUUUGGGUGAAUUUCAGGGGAAAUGAGGAAAAGAAAAAGGAAAGGGAGAUUUUUAAGUGGAUUCUCCUGUCUCCUCCUCCUCCCCCCCUCUUUCCUUAGGCCCUUUGCAUUGAAAAUGCACCAGGGGAGGUUAGUGAGGGGGAAGUCAUUUUAAGGAGAACAAAGCUAUGAAGUUCUUUUGUAUUCUUGUGGGGGGGUGGGAGGAGGGGGGAGGACAGCAGACAAAGCUAAAUGCAUCUGGAGAGCCUCUGGGAGCUGUUCAGUUUGAGGAGCCAAAAGAAAAUGAAAAUGAACUUUCAGUUCAGAGAGGCAGUCUAUAGGUAGAUGCUCCCCUACCCCCAACGUGGUUAUUGUGUUUUUUGGACUGAAUUUACUUGAUUAUUGUAAAACUUGCAAUAAAGAAUUUUAGUGUUGAUGUGAAAUGCCCCGUGAUCAAUAAUAAACCAGUGGCUGUGGACUAGUUUUA
Molecule: messenger RNA, 2191 nt
Organism: Cricetulus griseus (Chinese hamster)
Lineage: Eukaryota; Metazoa; Chordata; Mammalia; Rodentia; Cricetidae
Source: RefSeq, a predicted model, not a curated record